Messenger RNA from Bombus pascuorum, 5262 nucleotides. RefSeq lists its product as uncharacterized. The coding region runs from base 385 to 3582 and encodes 1065 amino acids. The record is from RefSeq and is a predicted model, not a curated record. NCBI's taxonomy places the organism in Eukaryota, Metazoa, Arthropoda, Insecta, Hymenoptera, Apidae. The transcript is spliced from 13 exons.
CGCCAGUUGUCGCUGGCUGUUGCUGGAGUGUCGAUCGCUUUUCUGUUCCACGGGUAAAGUGACGGUGGCUCGUAUGAAUAUAGCUGGCAGUCGAUCCGCGGAGGUGCUCUCAAAGUGGUGCGUUGGUCGCGUAUAGUAGAACUAGAACUAGUAGGCCAGUAUGAACCAGCAGAAGCUAGUUGAACGUUCGUCGACAGUGCAAUUCGCGAAAUGAGAGAUCAAACCGGCACGCCUCGACGUUAACCGGCCUCGUCGACUCGUAAAUAAAUCGAAAUAAAUGUGCUACGUAUCGAGAUCGAAGAAACGUCAACAGGGACAACGGCACCUCCUCUCAUCUUUGGACGAGGAUCAAACAUUUCCGUGGUCGAGAAUGGCAACCGCGAAAUGAGCGUGUCACCGACGAACGAGCAACCAAGCCUCGAGAUGGAGAAGACGCCGCUCGAGGACAACAGUCUGAAAGUUUCGCCAGUGCAGAAUGUGGCGAGGCAAGACUCUGGAGUUCCGGAGGACCUCGCCUCGCCAUUGGUCGAAGCCGAUAAGCCUCUGCACGAGGACGAUAUGGACUCGACGAUGAACAGCGACUGCAACAUCACCGUGAUCCACGUAACCGAAUCUUCCAAGGCAACUAAGCCAGAUUCAACUCUGAACAACGAGAGGAAGGAUUAUACGGGCGAAGGGAAGGACAGCAAAGACGGAAGCGACAGUGGAGUGGAGGGGUGCGCCACCGAGGUGCCAAGGGUACGAAGUCGAAAUAGCAUAGAUUACGCGAGCAGCUGCGGCGGCCUCGACGAGGCGUCCUGCGAUUCCAGUCUAGUCAGUUGUUGCUCCGUCUACGAGGACCCAUGCGCAACUUUGCCCGACGACGUGAGGCUGACCAACGGCGGAGAAGGUACCAGCGAAGGUGGUAGCGAAAGUUCGUCCAUAGCAGGCAGCGUUUCCGCCAGGGCAAAUCGAACGAACGCCAAGAGAACCAUAGCCGUGUCCAGCACUAGUAAAAAGAAAACCACUACGACCGAGACUCAAAAGAACACUAGGGUAAAGCCAGCGCCAUUAAGCACCAAUUAUUCGGCGACUCCAGCACGUUCCAAGCCACGUACCGCGACUCCAAGGGGCAUCCUGUGCAAAACACAGCCAACGACGAGGGACAGGGCCCGGUCCCGGGAGAAAUCUGCUGUCAGAGAGAAUAGUAAUGAUAGCACGACAAAUAACAGUCGAGUGACGACGACAUUCCGUUCAGGAUUGAAUUCGAUGCCGCCGCGAACGAGGACGAGGCCGAUUCCCGAUUCACUGCCAUCCGUGCUCACAACGGAAAUCAACAAGGACCUGGCACAGCGUGGCCGAGGUCAGAGCGGUAGCUGCAGAUCUAGAGGUGGGUCCAGCACGCGUGGUGCACGCACGCCAAGUUCAACGCCGUCCGAAGAGAUUCGAAAACCUCUGUCCACCCCUAGGGUACCUUACACAGGUCGCACCGAAGCUUCGAAAGCUUCCAGACCAGACAAGAUGACCACAAGUAUGGAUAACAAGGCGCUAGACACGUACGCCACGUUACCUAGAAGGAACAGGAAUAAAAUAAGUAUCGCUAAAGCCAGUGAAAAGACGGACAGGACCAUGAGAAGUAGAUCUGGAAGUAGAGACGCGAGCCUGAGUAGACAACAGAUCGAGAAGAAGACCACAGCCAAAGAUUCAUCGGGGCACAAGAGUCUGCCGCCAUAUCCUAGGCACAAGACCGUGGAGAAGACGCGUAUUUACCACGAGACCAGCGUGCAAACUGGUCUGACCGGUCACGAUAUUGAGAACGCUUUGUCCGGGGUGCCGAGCGCUGUUACUGGCCCGGAAGUGGUGGAGAGACUGCACGAACAAUGUCAAACGGAGGGCACGUGGGAGGAUAUGCACGCGAUGCAGACCGACUUGAAAAGGUUAAACGAAGAAACGUCGCAGCGAAAAGAGGAGAACGAGAAGUUAAAGGCUGAGAUCGUGGAAGUGAAGCGCCUUCUCGAAGAGGAGCAAGCGGAUCACGCGUUUGCCCGACAAGAAUUGGAUAGAAACGCGCAACGGGUACUGGCGAUGCUGGGCACCCCGCAAUCGGAACAUGCAGAAUGCAGCGAUAGCUUCCUAGAGCUGGAGUGUCAUUUGCAAUCUUCUGGUCAAGUAGUUGCUAAUCAGCAGUUGGAGAUAGCAGAUUUACAGUCUCUGUGCCGUAUGUUAAGUAGGGAUUUGGAGAAAAGCUUGGCUGCCCAGAAGGCAUUGUUACAACAGCAACAGGAGCUGGAGGCUGAGUCGGCAGAGAUGCAAGAUUUCCUCCAAGAAGAGAAAGCUACUUUGGCGGACGCUUUAAAGGAGGCGGAAACAGAGCUUGCGAAAAAGGAGGAACUGUUAACGAAACGCGAGUUGGAAUUAGAGAGGCAAACGGAGGAAUGCAAACAUUUAGUGCGAAUCAGCGAACAACGAAGACAAGAAAAUUUAUCUAUGAGCAUGAAAUUAAAUGCAGUCGAACGACGAAGCAGGGAACUCUUACUUACACAAGGCGCCGCCGUUUCCGGAGCUGCGGUUGCGCUUUCCGGUCUUGGAACUAGGCUAGAGGGAUUAGUAGACCAGCUGAUAACAUCUUAUAGUAUUUCAGUGAAAGACCUUGAAGAUGUGAUAUAUCACAAUGAAGCGUACAGUAGAAGCAAUAGUAGCAUCGAAUCGAGUCCUGUUAGCUCUAAGCAUAGCCUGAAAGAGUGUACACCUAGUCCAAAAAGCGGUUCCUUCGUUUCCGCGGUAAUUGGAGCAAUCCGGAACGCGGCGACGCAUCCUUUUGCAACGAAAAACACGGAUAAAAAAUCUACCUUAGAAUCAGCCAAACAAAUGUAUAAAGAAUUGAGCAUGGAGUCAUCGUCCGACUUACUCGAUUUCGAAACCGAGCCAUGUCUGAUGAUGGAAAGCGUGUUAGAGGAUGUUCCCCUGCCCGAUACAUACUCGCAUAACAUGGUAUCGAGUAGCGACUCUCUUCGCAGAGCUUUGAGUUUCCCGGAAACUGUGGACGAGAGUAAUCUGAAAAAGACGCGCACCAACGAGGAGUGUUCGAGUCUUACGAAUCUCACGCAAGCUAUUUUACAUCGUCGUAAGGUUGAAAACGAGGAAGACGAUGAUUGUGACUCUAUCAGUGAGUCGGACACCGGCACCAACGAAGGCCCAUUGGCUUCGGAUUAUUGUCCCGCUGUUGGUCUUGUUGAUCAAGUAAUCGAUGUAGAUAACCUCGUCACGAAAUUGUUAAAAGUAUUGCGAAUAAUACAGCUCGAUAACGACACGUGCAUUCAGGAGCUGAAAGAGGAGAAAUCCGAGUUAGAAACGAAAUUGGAGGUAACUGUAACGGAAUUAGAGGAAUUGCGUAAAAUCGUGGACAGCCUGCAUCAAUCGGACGAAAUUCUCAGCAACACUUCGGACAGAAGGCGCAGCGUGAUGGAGAACUGUCGCCUAUUGAUCAAAGAGGCGGGUAAGGAGGAAUUAAAAUUUGACGAGCCCGCAGUUGCUAAUAAUAGUGGAGGAGCUACGAACUGCGAAGAUCUCAACGCGAACGCAGCGGCUCAACCAUCUUCCUAAACACGUUUCCUCUUUCUCUUGUUUUCCUUCCCCCCCCCUUCUUUCCUUUUUGUUGUCGUCCUUUAUUUCUUACGACGUGUAUCGUUACUAAUUCCAUUGUUUGCAUAAUUGUCCGUUGUUGAUGCCAAAACGGGAGCUACGUAGGAAAAUCACCCUAAUGCGUAUCGUUUGGGGGAAUGAGAAUUGAGCUAAACUGGCGCUCGACGAUGUGUACAUGCAAACUUCUCUCGGCGAAUCACGUCGAGGAUGAUUAGCUAAUAUGGUAGUCCAUAAAGCAUAGGCAUUUUGCGUGUGUCGAAGUCGUGUACAGCUUUCUCCGUGCCGUCAUGUUAUGGGAGGUAUUCGUGCGUAUUGCUUUAGUAUAUUUUAUCGUUGAGAGACGUAUAAUCCGUGUAUAUAAUAACAGUAAAUCUGUUCUCAUAAUUUCGAAAUCGAUGUAGUCGAUAAUUCACGAUCCGAUAUCGUAGUCAUACGACCUCUGGCUUUCUUUCAGUCGGAGAUUAUAAUUUAAAUGUAAAUCCUUUUUAAUCAUUGUCGUUUUCGCGUAUAACAUGGUCGAAACAAUAGUUAGUUAUCUCGCGUUAGGAUUACUCGCGAUUAAUCGCUUUAAAAGAAAAGAACAAAAAAAUUAUGAAGCAUAGACAAAUUUGUUAAGGAUACUUAAUUGCGAUAACAAAUGAAUUUCCUUCUCGUGCCCACCGAAUUACAUUUUACCCUGCUAUUCAUGACAAACCAUUUUCUCAAGAGUAUUAAUUCCUAUAUACAUACUUAGAGAGGAAAGCAGAUAGGUUGUAAUGUACCUUAAAGCUCCGUUCAUUGAAGUUUACGACUCAUUUUAAUGUUGGAAACAAAAAUAAGGAACGAAUGUGUAAUCUUCAAACGUAAAAUGACAACAGGGUACAUUAGGUUUACGAUGCACUAUAUAGUGAGGAUUGGCGUAAUUAAUAUAUUGUCAAAUAUGAAUCAUUCGAAUGGAGAACGACACGCGAUAAUAUUAUUUGAUUCAUCAUUUGUCGAUAUUUAAAUAUCCUUGCUGUUCCAAACGUGAUUACAAACAUGGCCGGGAAUAUCUUUUGUUUGAACAUUUUCAUAAAAAAGAAAUGAAUAACGGAAACACGGAAAGAUAUAAAUAUUUGUCGCAAAUUAUUCCCGAGCACCGAAAUGACGAAGAAAACAAAGAAAAUACACACGUUACAUACAGAACUGCUUUCUAUUUUAAUGGUGAGAUAUAUUUGAAGAACAUAUUCUUGUACACGCUUCCAUAAGUCACAAUUAUUCAUGUAAGUUUCGUUUACGUAUUAUUUGUGUAAGUGUCGAAACCAUUGUAUAUAUACAUAUAUGUAAGUGAACAUCGUAUAACUUACGACUUUAUUCUAAUUGCGUUUCAAACGAUCGGUCCUUUUUUUUUAUAUAGGUUUCCCUUCGUUCUUUUCCUUUAAUAGUAGAAGUUACUUAUUGCAAAGAUCGUGUGAAAGUGAUUUUUUUCCUCCUCCGUCUUCUUUUUUACUUUUUUUUUUUUUUUUUUUUUAAUGAAAUAAACGAUUCCACCCAGAUGAUAUAUAUUCUGAAAAUUAUAGUCUUAAGCAUUUUUUAUACAAAGUAUUGUGAUGAUAUACCAAAAAAGAACUCAUAAAUAAUGUAUUUUAAUUUUUAAUCAAAUAAAUUUCGUUUCGAUAAGAA